Messenger RNA from Poeciliopsis prolifica (blackstripe livebearer), 10190 nucleotides. It is a transcript of the gene mgaa, whose product is annotated as MAX dimerization protein MGA a. Gene Ontology annotation, biological process: regulation of transcription by RNA polymerase II; cell fate specification; positive regulation of DNA-templated transcription. Gene Ontology annotation, molecular function: RNA polymerase II cis-regulatory region sequence-specific DNA binding; protein dimerization activity; DNA-binding transcription factor activity, RNA polymerase II-specific. The record is from RefSeq and is a predicted model, not a curated record. The transcript has 32 exons. Lineage: Eukaryota; Metazoa; Chordata; Actinopteri; Cyprinodontiformes; Poeciliidae. Gene Ontology annotation, cellular component: nucleus. Bases 1 to 9267 code for a protein of 3088 amino acids.
AUGCCUGCUCGAGUGGAUGUGAGAGAGCUCGAGCCUCGAGAGGAAGGCGUCAGGAGGAGAGCAGAGCCGCCCUGGGGUCUCUUCCUGUCGGUCUCUUCCUGGGGUCUCUUCCUGUCGGUCUCUUCCUGGGGUCUCUUCCUCACGAACACGUUUCACCCAGGUGGCUUUUGUAAGAUGGCGUCUGAGUCUGCGCAGUUCCGGAAGAAGAGGACGACCGAUGGAGUUAUCGACGACAAGGACGGAUUUGAUGUGGCAUCAGGACACUCCGUGUGUUCCUAUAGGCAGAAGCCAGGAUGCCAUCUUAAAAUAUUAUGCAGAGAAGUGGGAUCCUUCAGGGGUCGGUUCAUGGCCUCUUCGAAGACUCGUCAAGGUAUGGUGAUCCUGAAGGAAGGGGCGACUGCCCCUGCAGCAGCUCCAACGGCUGAUCAUUCACCUGCAUCCCUUGUGGCUGUAAGACCAGGAAAGGUGCAAAACAGUGGGACUGUCCAGGGCAUCUGUGUGUCAACUAGUGAAACAAAUAUUAGUGGGAAACACAAGAUGCACCCAGCCAAGGAGGCCAUCAUGAAGAUGGGUGAACUCAGGCAUCCCACCUGUAUACACUCUCCUUCUGAUGUCCUGUCACCUGACUGCAUCUGUAAAGAUGUCAAAGUGACACUAGACAACAACGGCAUGUGGAAUGAGUUCUAUAAAUGUAGAACAGAAAUGAUUCUGACCAAGCAAGGCAGCAGAAUGUUCCCUUACUGCCGCUUCCGCAUCACUGGCUUGCAGUCAUCAAGGAAGUACUCUCUGGUCAUGGGCGUUGAGCCUUUAGACAAUAGUCAGUAUAGGUGGACAGGUGAGAGCUGGCAAGUUUGCCGAAAAGCAGAGCGUCACGUGAGGAGUAAGCCUUUCAUUCAUCCAGACUCCCCAGCAACAGGUCAGCACUGGAUGCAGAGUCCAGUGUCCUUUUACAGACUGAAACUCACAAACAACACCUCAGACCAGGAGGGGAACAUUAUCCUGCAUCUGAUGCACCGCUAUUUACCGCAACUUCAUGUGGUCCAGGCAGACAAAGCCAUCGAAGACUUUAGACUGAACGGUCCCAAUGUUCUCACUUUCACUUUCCCCCAGACUGAGUUUAUAACAGUGACUGCAUACCAAAACCCCCAGUUUACCCAGCUGAAGGUGAACUACAACCCGUUCGUUAAAAAACUGAAGGAGGACCGGGUCAAUACAUGUGGCUUAAGACUCAAAGGAAACGAGGGCAAAGAUUGGAACAGUUACGAAGGUAAGACGAACACUGAGCAGCAUCCCGUGAAGAAGAGCUUAAAGAUUUUGCUAGCAAACCACAAACCCAGAAAUUCAAAAGCAUUGGACGUGAAACUAUCGCCGCCUAAAGAGCCUCAGGAAACGAGCAGCAGCCAGCCAGCCGCCACCACUCCAGUGGAAAGUCCCAGCAGCAGUUCACGUCCAGUUCCGAAGUUAAUUUCUGAGCUAAUUUGCGAGGCUCAUGUCUCACUGCAGAGAUGUCACAAAGAGCAACGUGGCACCAACCACAGCAACUCCUCCAGAGCAGCACAAGUCAACACUACAUCCACAGCUUUGACAGACAGACUGACUAAACAGAAUAUUGUUCACAAGAACAAUGGAUCUGUCACUACAUUCACCAGGAAAAGUUCAACUGUUGAAACAACCAGAAACAUCAAAGACAGCGAACAUCUGUCUAACUCCAUUGCCGAUGCCAGAACAGUCUGCUCCUCUGCUGCUCCUAAAGAAGAGGAGAUUUCCUUGAACAAGUCACACCAACAAUGUAACGUAGGUGCUGAGUCGGAUGGUGUGAAGCAACAGAAACGACCAGCUCGACUUCCCCUACCAGCACUUGCACUUUUUUUAAAGCAACAUUCAACAAAAUCCAAGAAGGGAAAGAACACACCGGAGUCUGCUCCUCAAGCACCUCUGCCUGAGUCCUGUGGUUCUCUGAGUCCUGCCACAGCGCCUCAACAGGACACCAGCAUCAAGCCCAUCAUGGAGGACUCUGGAGGAAACGAUCUUCUGCCAGAUGAAAAGCUUUUAAAUGUUACAGAACAAGCAGCUGGAACGAAUCCCUCCAGCCCAUCCGGUCCAGACCUUUUCACUGCUUCAGAUGCAGCAGUUCCAGAUCCAAAAGCUAAAGAUCCCUUCAUCACAAUUUCUGAAUGUUUAAGCUCAAAGUCGACAGCCCCUGACCAUAAAGCGUUGAUAUCCAACUCUGAGAAUACAUUCGACUCGCUAGAGAUGUCUGCACUCACCCUCUCCACAUCGUCUACCUCUGGAUCACCCGAUUUGUCCUUGCAUCUCAGUACGGCGUUGUCUCUCCCGGACUCCCCCAAAGCAGCAGCAGAGUCCUCCUCAUUACCUUCAGGCUCCCGCUCCUUGAAGAUCGACUCUCUGCUUCCGGACCCUCAGUGUUCCUCGUUCGACUUUGACCCUUUGUCACCAGCGAGCUCCCCAGAACCUUUACCUCCUCUUCCAGCCUCCUUAGCUUUAGAACUUGACUCUGCAACAUCUGCUGCAGUGAGUACUCCGGACCCCCAACACUGCAGAAACUCAUCAGUCUUUAAAUGGCACACAGUGUUACCUCUGUCUGGGACAUAUGCAAACUCGUCUUUCACAACAUUACAGCCCCAGCAGCAGUCGACUCCUGUAAUGUCGGUCACUUUGCCAUUGUUGUCCUGCCUUCCUGAGCCACAGAGUGUUAUAUCUUCGACGCAGACCACUCCAAAAGACUCCAUUCCAUCAUUUCAAGACAGUGAACAGUCUCUGCCUUUCCCUGCAGAGCUGUCCCCCCUCGCUCUCCAGCUCCCGCUGUCUCCAACCUUCUCUUCACUGGACGAAGACGCCUUGUCGCCCACAACUUCCCUUUCAGAGCUUGUGCACUUUUUCUCCACUGACGACGACAUUGGGGUGGAGUUUUCCAACACGGACACGGCGGCCGUCGCCAGCCAACCUUUGCCAGUUUCGGAACCGGCGCGGCCCUCGGUGCCGGCCCUGCCUGUCUCAAGCAGCAAGCCCUGCAAGAAAAAGAAGUCAACGAAGCUGGCCAGGUUGGAGGUGGCUCAGGCUGGGAAUGAGUACAGGAGUAAACAGCCCAAAGUUGAAGAGGUUGAGGAACAGCUUUUUGUCUCUUUCACAUCAAAGGAGGCCCUAAAACUUCACACUGCUGAGUCAUCUGAAGAGCUGCUCCCUGACCCUCAGCUGACCCCCGGCCCCAAACCCGAUGAAGAGGCGGACGACAGCAGCAGCAAGGAGAGUCUGGAGGAGACAAUCACGGUUCAUGAGGAGACUCUUCUUCGAGACUUGAAGCGUAUGAAGCACAGGCAGGUCAUUCACCCUGUGCUGCAGGAAGUUGGUCUUAAGAUGACACUCCUGGAUCCGGCGCUGUCCAUUGACCUCCAGUACCUGGGAGUCUCUCUUCCCAUCCCCCUUUCUGGAGUCGUUAUGGAGCCACUGACCCAAACGACCCCAACGUGUCAGGGGGUUUUUGCUUCAUUUCAGUCCAGAACUGGAAAAACUACAGAUUUGACCCAGAUUAAAGGCUGGAAAGAGAAGUUUAUCCCGUCAGAGGCCGAAUCAACCUCUGCUCCAAGAUCUGAAGCUGGUCCCAGUGCCGACCUGCCAAAGAAGAACCUGUCUGCGUUCUGCAGCGACAUGCUGGACGAGUAUCUGGAGUCAGAGGGGAAGCUGAUCGAUGAGCGCGCUUCCAGUUUCUCCCAGCCGCCAGUGGAGGCGCCGUCCUACCGGCUCCCUGUGAGCAGCACCAGCUACGUCCGGACUCUGGACCACAUCUUGAAGAAGCCCUCAGCCGGCUCGCCAGCCUCGGACAUCAUAUCUGGGUUCAUCCCGCCGUCGAAGAGAUCGCGACUCAAAGAGAGUGCAGCCUGCCGGAGGGCAGAGAGGAAACCCAGAGGUCCCAAACCAAACAGAAUCAAAGCUGCUUUGGACUUUCCAGUACCUGUGGAGUUGCAGAACUCUGUGCCUGGUUCUCUCACCACAGAACCUCUGAACGGGCCAACAUUUACAAAGAGGAGGAGGCUGAAACCCAGAGCGUCCUCUCAGACCCUCAGUGUGUCCACGCCGCUCAAUGUGUCUGAGGAGAUGGCUCCGCUGGAGUCCGACUCUGAGCUCAAACCAGACUCAGCGAGGAAGCAGCCAUCCGAUCACUCUGUGGAUGGCCAGAGAAAGGAGAGCAGAGUCACGGUGACUCGGGCCUACGCCAGAAUCAAGGAGCUGGAGGACAGCGUGGUCCUGGAGGGCCGCUUCCCAACCAGCAUCACCACAGAGAGGGCCAGCGUCGCUCUGAUGUCCCUCUUCACUCAAACUGGUUUUGUGAGAGAAAACCCGACGGCACCAAUCAAGCUAAGGCAGAGACAAGCUCUGAACUGUCUGAACGAGUUCUGCAGGCUGGGGUGCGUCUGCUCCAGUUUGUCUCACUGUUCCAGGAUCAGCCACUGCGGCCGGCCGCUCUGCAUGUUCGGCUGCAGCUGCCUUAAGCAGAAGGUGGUUCUGCUCAAGAACCUGGACAGCUCUGACUACAGCCCCUCCUCCCUGCAAUGCAAACUCAAGAAGAAGAGGAGAAGGAUGAUGAAGAUGGCCUAUGUCCUGAAAGAGGCCGAGACCGUGACCCACCCUGCGGAGCGGGUCCGGACCCUGUGGAGGAAGAACGCUGACGCCUCUGAUCCAGAGCCAGUCCAUGUGCCGGAUAUGGCCACCUUUCUUCAGCCACCUUCUGUCCAGGUGAGAAGAAAAUAUCGCAGCAGCUGUGCCAGAGUUCGAGGUUUCAUCAGGAAGACGCAGAAGGAGGAAGAAUCCAAAAAGCUGAUUUCAUCCAGGCAUAAAGAUGCAGGACUGAAAGUCCACAAACAUGGAGAACAAACCCCUACACAAACUAAUGUUAGCACAGCCAGACCUCCUUCUGCAGAUGCAGGCGAAUCACCCAGCGCUAGCCCUCCGAAUUCCUCAGAAGCCCUCUGUUCUACACCGUCGAAACGCCUCAUGAUCCUGGCCGACUGCAAGUGGGUGAGCGAUAGCGACCGCAGCUACGUGUUGAAGAAGCUGUGUGAGGCGAUGGCUCAGGAUCAACUGGACAGACCUUUCUGGAUCAAAAACUAUCUCAUCACUCCGAUCGACGAGACAGUGGAUGAAACUAGCGGAAACAGGUGCAUCGAGUAUAAGGUCCAGAUCUCCACACCCAUUCUGGACAGAAAAAAGGCACCAGCCAAAAAACCAGUGACUCAUGGAAGGAAACGAGGCUUCAAAUCAGCAGCUCAACACAGACAGGAGAACCACUCUGAUUUGAUUCCAAACAAUGAGAAUCCUCCUAAAAGCUCAAAGAAUGUGAUGAAUCAGUCUUCCACAGACUCUGUGUCCGUAGAGUGUGUAGAAGACUGGCAGAAGGAGGUGAUGGAGGAGGAGCCCAUAGAGGAAUGGCAGAAGAAAGUGAUGAAGGAGGAGGAGCAAGAGCUCAUGGAGGACUGCCAGAUGGAGGUGAUGGUGAAGAAGGAGCUUAUGAAAAACAGGCAGAAGAAGUUAAAGGUGGAAGUGGAGGUCAUAGAAGACUUUCAGAAGGUGACACCUACGAAGAAUCCUCUAAAGGAGGUGGAGUCCAUAAAGGGGUUUCAAAAAGAGGUGGAGUCUACGAAGGACUUCCAAAAGAAGGCACAGUCUGUAAAGGACUUGCAAAAGAAGGCACAGUCUGUAAAGGACUUCCAAAAGAAGGUGGAGUCUAUAGAUGACUGCCAGAAAGAAGAAAGGGAAGAGUAUAUGGAGAAGGAUGGAGAAGGCUUCAGACGUCAUAAGGCUAGACAUGAGCUGAAAAGAAGCACAGAAGGGAUAAAUUCAGAUAAGAAGAGGAGGACUGGCAUGUCUCUGCCUUUAUUAGCGGGAGUAUCACCUUCUGGCUUUCUCUCAGCCAAUAAGAAAAAGCCAGGAGGAUCAGGAGACGUGAUACAGGUCAAUGGGAAGCAAUACCCUUUAGCAAAGAUCAAGUUGGGCAGGAUGGGGGCGCUUCAUCCAGCCAAUCGCCUGGCAGCUUAUCUAACAGGAAGAGUGGGGUCUACGAAGCAGCGACAGUCUUCUUCAUCGUCCGAGUCGUCUUGCAAUCUUCAGAGUUUCCCCCACGUCACCUCUUCAUCUCACUGUGUCCCACCUGCUCCUGCAGCCUCCACUGUUGCCCCAGCCGUGGUCCAGUCACAGCCACCAGGAACUCAGCCUACUCUUCCCACGCCUCUUCCCACCCCUUCUGCAGACUCUGAACCACAGAACUUGGUUGUUGGACCUCCAAACCCACCUCAGAACUCAACCCCUCCUCAGCCACUGCUGAUUCAGGUUCCAAAUCCUCCUAAUGUGGCUGCUCCUUUGCUCCCGCCCCGGAUCACUCAGUUCCCAGUUCAAAAGAUGGUCCUGAAGCCCGUGCGGUCAUCAGCGGGUGUCCAGUAUUACCGAAAACCUGACGGCGCCUUGGUCCAGCUGAUUCCCACCAGCCAGCUGAGGCCUGGUAAUCCAUCAGCAACCGUUCAUGGAGGAAACUCUGAGGAACAAAACUUGGUUGUUGGACCUCCAAACCCACCUCAGAGUGCGACAACACCUCCGGACCCCCAGCCGCUGCUGAUUCAGCUUCCAAAUCCUCCUAAAGUGGUUAAUUUGCUCCAGCCCCGGAUCACUCAGUUCCCAGGCCAAAGGAUGGUUCUGAAGCCAGUCCGGUCAUCAGCGGGUGUCCAGUAUUACCGAAAACCUGACGGAGCCUUGGUCCAGCUGAUUACCUCUAGCCUUCCGAGGCCUGGCACUCCAUCAGCAACCGUACAUGGAGGAGGCCGUUCUGCUUCCUGCGCCCAGCUGCCUCCUGUAGCCGCGGUGAAGAGGCCAGCUCUGACCAACCUGUCUUCUUCAUCUUCUGUGGUUUUACCUUCACCGUCUCCACAAGCUUCGUCUUCCUCCUCCAACCCCCCUCUGCCACCAUCCGUUUUUCUGUCCCCGCAGAACACCUGCACGUUUAGAAUCGUCCCCCCGCACCCGGUCAAGGACCCCAUCUUUAUCCAACUCCCUCUCCUGCCCCCCACCCAAACGGUGGGAUCAGAACCUGGCCUCCUACGACUCCAGGGCCCCAGCCAAUCUGUGAACUACACCCCCUCGAAUCCCGUCGUGUGUGAAAAAAACGACACUCCACUCGACCGCCACGGCGAUUCGCCACAAACCCUGCCGACCGUCCAGACGGCCUCUCACAGGGGGCCUUCACCUCCGGCGCGGUCCCCCCCGCCCGAGCCCUCUCCGGACUGUCAGGGCACUAAGGAGGAGUUUGCCUUUGACCCCAUGGACCUGAAUGUCGUGUUUGUGGACGAAGUGGUGGACUUGGUGUCCAGCAGCGAGACGGAUAACUCGUCCGACUUCAGCGAGUGUGACAGCGAGGACGAGAAGAAACAGAAUUCAAAGUGCUCUAAAGAAGACCCGGAGAAGAAGAUAAAACAGCUGAGGAGUUGUGAUGGAAACCAGUCAGUUCUGCCUCCAUCAGCAGCGGGUCAGGCUGCAGCUGCCAGGACGGAGGUCCAGGGUCUGAUCUACAUCUCAUCUGAGGAGGAAACCCCCAAGAGCAAAACCGUAACUAAUGGCACUGCAGCUGCAGCUGCAGAGCUGACAGGUGAUGGCCAGCUGGGAACCAGUCUGCAGGCGGCUUGGAGCGGUAGUUUGGGAAACCUGGAGGGGAACAGUGGAUGUGGAACAGCUCAGCAGCAAAAAGAGAUGAGCAAUAAUUCAGGCUUGGAAAUUGAAGUGGACUCCAGAAAUUCUCAAAGGACCCAGACUAAGGUUCAGCAGCACGAAUCCAAUGCAAGUUGCAGAAAGCAUCGAGCCCAGAUGAAGCAGAUGUUCCUCCAGUUGAAGAGGGAAGUGCUGCCAGCCGAUGACAGCAUGUCCAGAACCUCCUUGUUGGAAAAGGCUGUGCAGCUGAUCCAGGAGCUGAGGUGCUGUGAGGAAGACCUGAAGAGGCAGAAAAGCAGCCUGGAGCAGAGACGGGAGGAGUUCCUGUCCAUUCUGGCUCCGUCAGGUGAUGGCCAGAUGGGAAGCGGUCAGCAGGAGGCUUGGAGCGGUAGUUUGGAAAACCUGGAGGAGAACAGUGGAUGUGGAGCAGCUCAGCAGCAGAUAGAAAUGACUAUUAAUUCAGACUUGGAAGCUGAAGUGGACUCUCCAAUCUCUCCAGGAUCCAAGCAGAUUGGUCAGGCUCCUCAGGAGGUCCAGAAGCUUCUGACAGAAGCAGAGAGCCUGUGGUCCAAUCGGAGCAUGAAGAAGGAAGAUAUUCAAGAUGCACACACUGAGGACCUCUGCGGCACACCAGAGACGGAGACGCUGCAGCACCUGCUGACCAAUCAAAAGCAGCCAGAGAUGGAGGGGAGGCAACACACAGCCAAUGACGUCCCAGCGGAGGGCGCUCUCUGUGUAACCGUUCCUACAGGAGACAUUGGCCCCCUGCAGGUCCCGCCCCCUGCCGUCCAGCUGCAACCUCUCCGUCAGCCCGUCCUGCAUGUGUCCGCGGGCGCGCCUGCUCCUCCAGACACAAAACGGAUAAAGACCGUUCCAAACAUCCUGUCUCGCAGCAGGAACCGAGAGCUGCCUCAGAAAACGUCAGCUGUGAAGGCACCACCCAGGGACAAAGUGCUGUUUACCGCUCCUCCAGGAAGUACACUGCACCGAACUCGAGAGCUUCAGCCACUGCUGGCUGCAGCUCCACCUGCAUUUCUGCUGAUGUCUGCUGAACCCAGCCAGAUGGGAGUCUCCCUCCCGGGGAUGGCCCCGCCUCCUCAGGCGCUGGUUCUGCCCCCUCAGGGUGCAGCUCCACCCCCUCGUGCUCCGGUCCCGCCCCCUGGUCUUGCUUACCCUCCCUUAGACGUCAGACAGUCUGAUCCUGCUGGACAGACAGCCCGACAGGAAUCGGACAACGAGAGCCUGUCGUCCCUCCUUAACGAAAUAGUUUUUCUUAACCAGCAGACAGUUGCCACGGCUACAACAGCGGUUAUUGAUCCGCCAGUUGCGGGCGGAUCCGAGGAACAGAAGCGUACCUCCGAGCAUCCAGGGCCAAUUUUGGGGAAUGCUAACGAAGGUGUCCUGGCCCCGCCCCCUCUGCUGCACAUGAAGGUGGGAGGAGGCAAAGAGGCGGGACUAGGCAGUAAUAAUGGAGCAACAGUGGGAGGGGCCGGGGGCGUGGCCUGGAGACCCAUGCCAAGGCUGGUUCCUCUGGGGUUGAGAGGAAACUCCCCCAGCUGACUUUACGUCACCCUGGCAACAACCAGGAAUGACUAGGAACGGGUUUUCUUUCUGCUCCCGAAUCAGACGGAUUUAUUCAACACAGCUCUGAUUUUUCUGUUUGCGCUUUCACAACUGCCGAGUUCUGUGAUAAAGCUGCAACUUCUCUGCUUUAGACUUUGCGGACUGAGAUGACGUCAGCCGCCCUGGAGCAGAGCAGAGAGGAGCCGAUCCGCUGAUAUUGGUUUUCAUCCUUUGAUAGACAGAGAAAUCCAGAUGAACUAUUCAACAAGCUUUUGUCGUGCAGAUAUUGCCACCCAAGAAAGUCUCAGCAUAACCAGCCACGGCCUUCGUUAGCAGAAUGACAGGUGAAGGUGGUGAAGGAAGAAGAUGGAGGCUUCAAAAUCAGACAGCAGAGACCUGGACUGAUUCACAGUCACUGGACUGCAGACUCUCAUUUAAAAGAAAACUCAAACCAAGUUAUUACCAACUUCCACUCCAUAGUUAUCAUAUCUGAGAGAAUAUAAGUUAAUUUCCAAUGAAGAAUAUUUUUUUUUUUUUUUAAAUUUGGCACGAUAAAGUUUGGUGUAAAAUAAUAAAACUUCCACUUUCUCCUAAAUAUUGUUUGCUGCUAAAGUUUCGACUUCUACUUCCAGUCAGAGAUUUGUUGACAUGCAGUAUUGACUUGCUCCACGCUGACCGACUCUUCAUGUCGAGCUUCUCCUGAAACCGCCUGGGAUGAUUCUGGCGAACGUCUCCGGAGUAAAACGGUUCAGAUUUGGUUUCUUUGUUUGGAAGUGUAAAUAAGUGCAAAUUGUUGUUCUUUAAGAGUUCUGCCUUGUGUCGCCUAAGUUUGGAAUUUAUUUUUAUUUGUGGUAAAAACUUUUGAAGUAGAUGAUGUUUCUUGUUUAACACUUUAAUAUUAAUAAAGAUUUUUUUUUAAA